This is a messenger RNA of Phyllostomus hastatus (greater spear-nosed bat), 3240 nucleotides long. RefSeq names its product coenzyme Q10A (gene COQ10A). Gene Ontology annotation, biological process: ubiquinone biosynthetic process; cellular respiration. Bases 184 to 933 code for a protein of 249 amino acids. The transcript is spliced from 5 exons. The record is from RefSeq and is a predicted model, not a curated record. Lineage: Eukaryota; Metazoa; Chordata; Mammalia; Chiroptera; Phyllostomidae. Gene Ontology annotation, molecular function: ubiquinone binding. Gene Ontology annotation, cellular component: mitochondrion.
AGCGGUCGCAGCUCAGUUCUCGCUCACCCAGCCGCCUGGGCGGGAGCAAGGCCAGAGGAGCCACCGUCCCACGCCACCCCCGCGCUCCCUGGACCUGCCCCACGGGAGCUUCCUGACGCUAGUCCUCUGGAGUGAGGAGGGCCCUGCGGGUGUCAGAGCCGAGGGCUAGGGAGGGUGGCGCGCAUGGCCUCGGCAAGCGCGCGGCGGCUCCCAGUCAGGACGAGCGCGGCGGCCCAGCGCUGCUGCGGCCUCCCGCUCCGCCCGGGAGCACGCCCGGCCCCAGCCCCGCCCCCGGGCCCUCCAAGACCGCGGCGACCAAUGAGAUUUCUGAUUUCCGGCAGCCUCCUCUUGCCCCGGGCUGCCCAAGUCUUGGCGGCUGAGGCUGGCUUACCUCCCAGCCGUUCCUUCAUGGGCUUUGCUGCCCCCUUCACCAACAAGAGAAAGGCUUACUCCGAGCGUAGGAUCAUGGGGUACUCAAUGCAGGAGAUGUUCGAGGUGGUAUCCAAUGUCCAGGAGUACUGCGAGUUUGUGCCUUGGUGUAAGAAGUCUUUGGUGGUAUCCAGCCGCAAAGGUCACCUGAAGGCCCAGUUGGAGGUUGGCUUUCCACCUGUGGUGGAACGUUAUACCUCUGCUGUUUCCAUGGUCAAACCUCACAUGGUCAAGGCUGUUUGCACUGAUGGCAAACUCUUCAAUCACUUAGAGACCAUAUGGCGAUUCAGCCCUGGUAUUCCUGCCUACCCGCGAACUUGCACUGUGGACUUUUCGAUUUCCUUUGAAUUUCGUUCUCUGCUGCACUCCCAGCUGGCCACCAUCUUUUUUGAUGAGGUUGUCAAACAGAAUGUUGCUGCCUUCGAGCGCCGGGCAGCCACCAAGUUUGGUCCAGAAACAGCCAUCCCCCGUGAACUUAUGUUCCAUGAGGUGCACCAGACUUGAGGCAAAAGAUUGUUCCUUAGCUUCUCCUCUACUCUCUCUCCACCCAGUUCUCAUUUGGCUCCUGCUCUAAUCUGAGAGAAGUCUGUGUUGAUAAUACUGUUUUUCCUCUCAAUUCUCUUAGGGCUCUAAGGUGGCUGGAAAUGUUGGAGGAGGGGAGAAGGCAGGAGGAUAUGGAAAGGACACAUGCUUAGGAAAUCGUCAGGCUUAGCUGGAGAGCCCUAUAUACUGAUGCCUACAGCCAUCUCACAGUGCAUUAUAAUUAGUCCUGUGUAGUUAUCUCUGAGGCCCGUCAAGGUACCUUAGUGUCUAAGCAGGGAAAAUAGCAACUUUUUUCUUUAAAAAACAACACCCCACCCAAUUUUUAUUUAUUGACUUUAAAGAGAGAGAGGGAGAGAGAAACAGUUUGUUGUUCCACUUAAUUAUGCAUUCACUGCUUGAUUCUUGUAUGUGUCCUCAGCAGGGACUGAACCUGAAACCUUAGCCUAUGGGGACGAUGACACUCUGAGUUACCCAGCCAGGGUCUUGUCUUUUUUAAAUUUUUUAUUGAUUUUAGAGGAAAGGAGAGAGAGAAACAUCAAUUUGUUGUUCCACCCAUUUAUACAUUCAUUGGUUGACUCUUGCACGUGGCCUGACUGGGGUUCGAACCUGCAACCUUUGGCCUAUCAUGAUGGUAAUCUAACCAACUGAACCACCUAUCCAGGGCACAACUUUUCUCAAGUAUUGAAUAAACUGAGCCUUUUCCUCUGACACAGAGGAACUGGAAGGUCAAUUACUUUUGCUUGCCUGAAAUGCCUUGGGAGAUGCCAGAGAUCUGGCCACAGGUUGAAACAUGACUUCACUUUAAGAAUAUUGCCACGCUAGUGGAGAGCCUGGGGCUUUCUUAUCAUCAGUGCCAUGGGAUAAAGAGAAAAACAAAAACAAAAACACUGAACAGAGUUGUACUCUUGGGUACAACUUCUUCCACUUGGCCUGAGUUUUUAUAAUAUUUCAAUAAAUUAAUUGUGACAGUGUGAAUAUGGCUUUUUCAUAUUGUUUCUUGGGAGGAUAAUAUAGAUAUAGCAGAGUAGAAUAAAGUCAUGGGGAGUGAAGGCACAAGAAGGCCUCUAGAACACAGUGUCCCUUCUAACUAUAGUAGUAUAUUCUGCAAGCCAGGACCUAGUACCCACUCCCUUGUCUAUUAAUAGACUUUUCCAGAAGGUCAGUUGCAGCAGGAGUCUCAAGAUAGAAUAAUCUGAUCUCAGAUUAUUAACUGAUGCCCUCAGGACCACCUCAUAUUUUAUGGGCCUUCUUAAAAGAGGCUGCAAGAAUAGGCAUUCCAUGAAGUACCAGCACCCCAGUGGUUCACAUUCUGAGUUUGCCAUCCUAACCCUAUUUGUCCUUGGUAUAGUUGCUUCCUUUCACCCAGUGGGCUGGACCAGUUUCCUUAGCUUAGUCACAUCAGCAGUUGUGAGGUCUCAGCUAUAGUUCUGCAGUGCUCUACCUUAUAAUAAAUUUAGGAAGGAUAGGGGCUAAAGGUCAAAGACUUCUAGCCUUGAGGAAAGACAGAAAUCUCCUCUGGAAAGCUCACAGGGAGCCUUUUUGCAGAUUAGGGUGAAGAAAUGCCAAACCUACCUAAAAAUAAAGGAAUACACGUAACAACUUAUAGCAGCUCACUUAAGUCCAGGAUCUUGCCAGCCAGAUUUCUUAUCUGAUAAUAGACUGGGGUUCAUAAUAGAUGAUCUCAUAAUAGAUUCUUCUAGGUCUUAUUUAAUAGCAGGCUCAAGCAUUGUUAAUAAAAACAUUUAUUUUGCAUUUUAUACAGAACAACCUGAAGUCCGCAUCCUGACUUGACAAGUCACCCAGGGGUUUACAGACUGUGUGUCCAUCUCAACAGCGCAGUUCUGGGAUCAGGGGGUCCACACAAACACAGGCAGGAGUUGUGAGGGAGGAAGGGGCGCAGCAGGAGUGUAUGUCAAUCCUUUCUUAAAGAAAAGGCAGCAGAGCAUUCUGAGUCACUGAAACCUGUGCAGAUGGGGCUUCUAAAGCAAACACUGUACUGGGAGCUCUCAGGGACAGGGCAGCCAGGGUAAGGACUUUGAUAAAUAAAAGGAUAUUUUCUUGUGGCUGGGGAUGAGGAGGCUGACUAUUUUUAAUGCCCUCGGCCCUAGAACCUGAUAUUCAAAGGAGACCAUGUCCAAACUUAAAUCAUUUCCCUGCUCAGAAAAAGGUACUAGUACCCCUGGGACCAGACCAUGAAGCUAUCAUGCUGGUCAUUCCCAAGUCCCUAUUCUAUGGCCCACAGCAAACUAAAAUAAAGGGAAAAAAGAG